Leptopilina boulardi is the source of this 2044-nucleotide messenger RNA. RefSeq lists its product as uncharacterized. The record is from RefSeq and is a predicted model, not a curated record. The transcript has 3 exons. Lineage: Eukaryota; Metazoa; Arthropoda; Insecta; Hymenoptera; Figitidae. Gene Ontology annotation, molecular function: DNA binding. Gene Ontology annotation, cellular component: nucleus. Bases 382 to 1941 code for a protein of 519 amino acids.
AAAUUUAGACUUCGAUAACGAUAGAACUAAGUAAAACCAGAGAACCAUCGAACUAUCGAACCGUAUAGUGUGUUUUAUCGUCACUCAAAAACAAGGAAACAGCGAAACCAUCGAACGCGUUCCUCGGUUUCACAGCUAAAAAUGUGACGCGAACAAGAUAGUUCGCUGGUGACUCGUAGGCGCUUCCGUACAGAUUACAUCAGUGAUAAAAAAACAUGUUAAAAACAUUUGUUUUUUUUAUACCAAAGAUGUUAAAAAAUGUUUGCAUUGUGAAGUAGGUCAUAGUUAAGUACAAACUAAUCAACAUUAAAUAUAGAUAAGUUAUGUUUAUGUUUUAAAUUCAAUUAUCAGAUAUAAUAACUUAUGUAAUUAUACAUAAAAAUGCCAAAAAUUGUAAAUACUGAAAGUGCAUUCAUGAAAUCAUGUGAAAUUGCAAAAACUCUUAAAAGAACAAACAAAAUAACAAGAUGUACAUAUUCGAGAGAAAAUUUAUUAUUAGCUGUUGAGGAGGUUAAAAAAGGAAUGUCUGUUGCUGGAAUGGCAAGAAAAUACAAUGUUCCAGAGUCGACAAUUCGUUCAAAAAGAGAUAAUAAAUAUGCCGAUAAAAAACCUGGACCAGCAACUGUACUUACUACACAGGAAGAAGAUGAAAUUGCCAAUUGGAUUUUUCUCUGCUGUCAAAGAGGUUUUCCUGUUACAAAAAAUCAAUUACUCGAAAGUGUUGAAGUAAUUUGUCAAAAGAUAAAAAGAGAAAUUCCAUUUAGUAAUGGAAAACCAGGUAGAAGUUGGUUUGAAGGCUUUUUAAAACGUCAUCCUCAAAUAUCAAAAUCAUUUUUUGACAACAGUUCUAUAAAUAAAGCAAAUGUCACGGAAGAAAGUUUAGAAGAGUGGUUCGAGCAAAUUUCAAGAAAUCUUUCUUCUAUUAAUCUACUGUCAAUUGAACCAAACAGAAUUUUUAAUUGUGAUGAAAUAGGACUUCCUUUGAAUCCGGAAACUCCGCCAAAAUUUUCAUCAAAAGGAUCAAAAAUUGAUCAUAACACAGUGAACAAUAACCAAAAGAAAGAAAAUAUUUCUAUAUUAAUAGCAGGUAAUGCCGCAGGUGAGCUUGCUUCAACCUUUAUUCUUUUUCCUGAAGAAUCAUUAUCAAAAAAAGCUGCACCAUUAAUACCAACUGAAUUUCCUUUCGGCUAUAGUGAAAAUGGAUCAAUGACAUCAAAAAAUUUCUAUGAAUUUAUUGUAAAUGCAUUUGAUCCUUGGUUAACUAGAAAUAGAGUAAAACGUCCCGUACUUUUAUAUAUCGAUGGUCACAAAUUUCAAUUGACAUUUGAUAUUAGCAAAUUUUGUACAGAAAAUGAAAUUGAACUUAUAUCAUUGCAUCCAGACGCCACUAAUAUUUUAACUCCUUUGUGUAAAUCGUUCUUUCAUGAUUUCGAAACUCGAUGGAAAGAGGUGAAAACUAAUGUUACCUAUGAUUUUACAAAAACAAAGCAAUUUAUUUCAGUUCUCAAACAAACGUUAGACACUCUUAAUGCGAAAGAAGUUUUACCAACUAGUUUCAUGGAAUAUGGAUUAUAUCCUUUAAAAGUUGACUCUACAAAUUUUACCGAAGAUUCUAAUUGCAAUGAAAAUGCAAUUGAAUAUACAAAUGAUAAUAAUAAUUGGGAGCGUUUACAAAUUUUAGAAAGUUUGAUAAGUGAAGAUAAGCUUUACACUUUCAGGCAAAAUGAAAGUCCUGAAUGGAAAGGGGAAAUAAAAGACGAAAGUCUAUUUGAAAUUUGGUACAAAUUGUCGAGUUCAUGUAUUGAAAGAAUACAUGAUACAAGUAAUAUAGAGAUGAAUGACCCGCUCAGUUAUCCUGAGGAAGUUGAUAAUUUUGAAAAAAUGGAUUUCCAGUUUAUAAAAGUGGAAAAUGACGACGAACUCAAUGAAGUUUAUGCAUAAAAUAAUUAGAUGUUAGUCAAUAUUUUUUAAUAAAAAUUUCACAAAUAUGACUGAAAUAUAUAUAUAAAUUAUUUAAAAUAAAAUAAGAUUUUGAAUAACCAAA